CAAUUUGAACUUCAUAAUUCUCUAAAAAUCACAUGUACUUGUUAUUGAGUUAUACAUGUAAGUAUGAAAACUACAUUAAAAGUAGGUAAGUACUCACUUUAUUAUUAUGUUUUAUUCCAGUUUUAAAACUGUGUAUACUUACCGAGUUUUAUUUGUAUAUUUGUUUUAUUAAGUAACACAAUGUAAUUCGGUAUGUAAGUACCUACUACUUUACACAAGCAGGUAGUAUUAUAGUAAUAGUAGUAGUUUAUGAACAACAAUUGAACAUGACAACUAUAUUAUGUAAUUAAUAUACGAUUAUACUACCCACUACUUUAUUUUUAAACAAUUAACAAAAGUAAUUAUAACUUAUUUUGGGGAAAAAUAUAAAUAAAAGCGUGGCAACAUUCCCACAUUUUCCACUCCGCCGCCAUUGGUCCGCGAGUUGCAGUAGUGACGUGGGCUGCUUCCAGCGGCGGCCAUGUCUGAUCAUAAAUGUGUGUUCGACUGCUGCCAAAACAGAACUGGAGAUUCCGCGAAGUCCGGGCUUUUCUUCAUCACCAUUCGCACCGUUCCAAGAGUAAUACGUAAACAAUGGACUAAAAUAAUAGCCCGCGAGAAAUGCGAUCCUUAUUUCGAACCGAAUGAUUACAGUGUGAUGUGUUCUGAACAUUUCGCUCCUUAUGAAAUUUCUGAAAGUCGUAUAAAUACUACAGCUCUACCGACAAUUAACAUCGGUCCUUAUGAUGAUACAGUUGUCAUACCAGAUGACGAAAAAAUUAUCAGUAAAUAUGAUGAUAUUAUCUGUAUAAUAGAAAAUCAAAUAUCCGCAGAACCCAAGCCUCAAACUACACAAAUUAUUUAUUAUAGAAGCAGGAAGAUGACAUCGAAAAUCAAAUCCAAUGGAGUUUGGUAGGAACUAGUAAAUAUUUCGAAGGUCUACUACAAAAUGAUGAUUUACUGAGUACAAAAAAGUUGGAUACAAAACAUGCAAUUAAAGAAGUUAAGGUGGAUGAUGACGUAGUGAUUAUAGAUGACGAAGAAGAUAAUAUAGAUUAUUAUAUAAAUAGUAAUAAAGAACCUGAAAAUGUAAAAUUCAAAGAUCAGUAUUCAGAAUUCCUCCAGAAUUACGACAGUUCAAAGAUGUGGAGAGUGAAAAAAACAGGAAAAGUUGAUCCUGAAAAAGUUAAAGGAGUGUCUAAACCUAAACAAGUGGUAGCAGCAUCUCAGAAACAAGUUGCUGCAUCAUCACAGAAGCCUUCUCUAAAACAAACAGCAGCAACAGACUUAGCUACGAAAGCUAAUACUUCACCAACAUUUCUACUAACACAACCGAUUGCAACAACCUCUCAAUUCAUGGCAACAUCACAAAACACAUUCACACCUCCAUUUUUAAUCACUCCAUUAGAUGGACAAACUCCGCAAUUUAUACUACCUCCACAAAAUCAAACAACACAACAAAAUGCCGCGGCUCAAUUACUGGCCAUAUCGACUGCAAUUGUUAGGAGUAUACAUCCUGACUCCAUAUUAAUGACAGACAACAGUCCGCCAACAUAUUUGUUGAGCAAUUUUGUAACGGCUCCUUCUCAACACUUGAGUGGAACUAAUACUGAUGGGAAAACGAAACAGCGUGACUUGACUUUUAUUGAUGAUUUACCGUCAAAGACCCCAUCACUUGAAAAUGAAGAUGAAAAUCAAUUCCAACCAGUUAUUAUAAAAACUGAAAGAGUUGAAAAUUUUUAAACAGAGUUAUUAUAAGAGAGAUAUUGCUAUAAAGAUAAGUAAAGCUUGAUAUUGGCGUUGGGUGUUUAUAUAAAAAUAAAGUAAAUGUGAUAUUAGGGUAAAUAAAAUAGAUUCCACAGGAGCAGCAGUAUAUAACACAGAAGUUAUUUGGUUUUUAUUUCUAAUUUUUUGUUUAGCUUAAUAGUACUAGUCACAAAUGUUUACUAUCGAAAACUGCGAUAUUUUGGGCGUACGCAACCCCUUUAGUCAGGAACACUGCUAGAAACAGACAAACCGACAGACAAACAUAAUCUUACCAAAAACUAUAAUUAUCUCAUAGGAUGUUACACGUAUUAUGUAAAAAUUUUAUAUUUUGUAAUAAAAAUAUAUAACAGCUAUUUCUUUAGACUAAUUAGAUACGGACUAAUAUCUCACUCACAAAUUCACGAGUAAAAUUGUAUGUCGUUUUUUGAGAAGAGCGAAGUUAUUCAUCACCAAUAAAUAUAUUUUGUGCCCAUACACUACACAUAACAAUAAUGAACACACGUGUUAUUUUUACACAAGCUAAUAUAACUUUAUCAAAUAGAUCGUUUAGUCUCAUUACACAGAAUGUUCGACAUCUUGAUCGAUGACUGACUGAAGAAUCGACUACUUUGAGAUACUGUUUAUUUGAUAUAAGUUUAAAAUACAACAAAUGAAACGUAAUUCCAUCUUUUAGUAAUAGUAGUAGUAGAAGUUGUUGACUGUUUUUUGCACCAAAAGCUUUUAUAAAUGCUUAAAAUCGUUCAUCUUGUACUUUGACAGAGCGGUGACGUUUAGCGACUCAGGUCCUGAUCGAAUUAGUCUAAAACUAUUUCAUAUCACAUUAGUGUGUAUAUUAUAAUAUUAAUAUUGAGACUGUUUAGAAAAUAAUUAUUGUUUAUUUGAACUAUUUUUCUGUGAAUUUAAAAUAGAAUUAUUUUUGUUAUGGUACAUUGAAUGUGAUAACGCAUUAAAACCUGUCAUUUAUUAAAUUCCAUGGAAAUGUUUUUAUAUUAUAUGACGUAAAGAAUCAACAUAUAGUUGUGGUGGCCCUUAGUCUUAAACCUACUACGUUUUGAGGUACGAUUCUCUCACAAUAUUCUCUAUAUUUUUACUACUUCUCACUUCCUCUAAAAGUCAUUAAUGUGAAUACUCGAAUGAUUAAUUUCAAGUAAAUGAAAAAUUUAAGUAAACUUACAAUAACUAGUAAAUGCAAAUCAAACAUCGCUUAUAUGUACUAAUCCUUACUUUCGAUGAGAGCGAGAGAUCUGAGUAGAAACACGCUACCAUACCGUCGUCCUACUCUAUUGUACGGCGCAAACUGUGACGUCACAGUGCGAAGACCGGCAACGCAUGCGAGCUCUGCCGCCGCGCGCCGCGCCAGGCGUGAGGCGCCACCAUGACCACAUGACGAUGACACCGCACCGCCAGCCGGUGACGUCGCAGUUUGUACAACCUUGUGAAACAUGAUCGGUAAACAAUAGUAUCUACUUAUAUAUAACUAUUCGAUACCUGCUAGCGUACAAACGAACAAUGCGAUUUAUUUAAGUAUUUUUUGUUUGAAAUAUUCAUAAAGUAAAAAUUUCUGUAAGUAUCUCAGGCAGUGACGCAGUGACAUACUAACAUUGAUCCCCGGCAUACAAUAACCGAUAGCAAUCAUACAAGAUAAGAAAAUCAUAUCACAGUAAUAUUAUAAAGGCGAAAGUUUAUGUGAAUGUGUGUGUGAGUGUAUGUUUGUUCCUCCUUUAAGCUGCGGCUACUGAAGCGAUUUGGCUGGAAUUUGGAAGGAAAUAGAUUUUACUCUAGAUUAACACAUAGGCUACUUUUCAUCUCGGAAAUAUCCAUGGUUCCCGCGGGAAUUGGGAAAAACUGAAUUCCACGCAGACAAAGUCGCGAGCGUCCGCUAGUAAGAAUAUAUAGCAAUGACAUUAUAUUGUACCCAAUGUUCAUUUCUCAGAAUACAGAAAAUCAUUUUAUACUAGUAGUAGUAAUCAUUGAUUGUACCCAUAUAAUGUAGAAGAAUAUAGAUUAUAGAACAUCAAAACGAAUGUAGCUUUCGCUGCUACCUACAUCAAGUUGAGUAAGUAUGUGCCUAUCUAAGGAGUCAAGUAGGUACUUAGGUACGAGUAGGUUAAGUAGAUACUACUUACCUUUCUUACUUUAAAAUAACGACAGUUGUGGAUAUUCACAUUCACAAAACAAAUUACCAAGUCAAACCAUUAACCAAUACUGAAUCCAUCGUAGGGUAGGUAGGUAAGUAAUUCGUCUGAAGGCUGUAUCGUAUAAAGUUUACACCACAGAGCAUAGAAAACGCUAAAGUAAAAAUUUGUAUAUUAAUAUCAAUUUCAUUUGAGUUAUACUUUUUAAAUCGGAAUCGGGUUACUAUCGCACGCAAGUAGUAAAGUUGGCAGCACUGCGUCGCUCGGGCCGGGCGUCGCGUGACGUCACAGCGCCCCCGCGCCGCGCCCCGCCGCCCGCCGCGCACUGCGCCGUCUCCCGCCGCUGGCAGACGGAACGUCUAGUGAUGUCCGAGAACGUCAUAUACGCCCUAGUUGGCCAUUUGAACGUGAAAUGAGUAUCUAAUCUAUGAACGCGAUACGCGUGUGCUCUGAGUAUUUUAUAUUUACACGAAGGUUAAAGAAAUGAAAUCUUCGAAGCAGACUGAGAAACGUGCCGCCCACAGCAAUGAGGAUGCGGAGGACGGCAAGUCGGUGCGCUACAAGUACUGCGUGGUGCCGCGCUGCCGCAGCAGCACGCGCCGCACGCCGCACAAGCUGUUCCUCAGCAUGCCGCGGGGCGAGGCGCGGCACGCGUGGCUGGCCGCCAUGGGGCGCGGCCCGCAGCACCGCGCGCUGUCGCUCACGUGCAACCGGUUCUGCUGCGAGGACCACUUCAACCUUGAAGAAGACAUGAUAAACUACUUACAGUGGAAACUGAUGGGCAGAAAGGAAACUAAGAAGCUGAUGCUGAGGAAAGGAGUCGUUCCGCACAAAUUUGACUGUCAAACUGAAACCGCAUCAAACCCUCAAGUGGAAGAGCAAAAGCAAUUGAUUUCAGAAAAAACUGAAGAAGAGCAGUUGGAAAUGACUUUGGACCUAAGACGAGCAAAGAUAAAAAAGAUCAACAAUAGGAAACGAAAAGUGACAGAGGAAAAAAACUUGCAAGAUAAAAAGAUUAAAAUGAUUUCACCUGUAUUGGAUGAAGAAUUGAUUUCCGAACAAAAAAAGAAAUUGGAAAAAAUUUCAAAUGUUUCAAAUGAGGCGGAUGUGAUUUCGCAAAAUAUAGAAGAAUUAGGAAAAUAUACGUUCCAAGUAAAAAUUGAAGCAGAAGAAGUUGAAGAAGAACCUAAUGAAGAACUAAUACCAGAAAAUUUCAUUAAUGAUCUAGAGUUACCUGCUGAAGAGUCAAGUAUUUUACUAGACGUUAAUGUCAAAGUUGAGGAACUUGACGAAGAAUUCGAACCGGAAGUUAUAAAAGAAGAAGUACAAGUAGAUGUAAUAGCAGAUUAAGAUUAUAUUUUUGAUGAAAUAAUUCCCUUUUUACCAAAAUAUUAUGCUCUAGUUACUAAGUAGUUAAUGACCGAGUUAAUGAAUGAGUAUUUGUUUGAUAAAAGUUGUACGGUACGAUUUAAAGCAAAACAAUUUCAAGAAAGAAGUAUGCAAUAAAGAGAUUAAAGCUUUCGUGCUGAAUAUUGGAACAAAUUACUCGAACAAACUGCUGAGACAACAAUUGAGAAACCGGUUUUUCUCUGACUUUUGAGAAAGAAAGGUGGAGUCGGAGAAAUUAACAACACAUCCGAAAAGAUAAAUACGUUCUUAUUAUAACUAUUACCUAUAAUGUAUGAAGGUGGAUACUCGUAUAAAUGUAUAAUUGAUAACUGUAGCAAUAAAACUUAAUAAUAAUAUUUAUUAUGGAAAAGUACUAGUUUCUUUUAAAACAGGCGAUGACAUAAUACUUUUAGUUUGUAGUUAUAUAAAAUAAAUGUCGAAUAUUAUAAAAGUCAAUGCUGUUAAUUAUGACAAAUUAAAUAAACCUAUACUCUUAAAACGUAAAUAAAAACAUUUAAUUUCAUUGAAAAUAAAGAUCCUCAUAAUAAUGAAAUAACGCUAACUAACUUGUAAUUUCUUACAUCUCCAAAUAAUAUGGGCGAAAAAGUUUCAUGAAAAGGCAUUUACCUAAAAAUUACCGCACCAUUCACAAGUUUCCUUGUGCCGUGAAACAACA
Bicyclus anynana (squinting bush brown) is the source of this 5946-nucleotide messenger RNA. RefSeq lists its product as uncharacterized. The transcript has 6 exons. NCBI's taxonomy places the organism in Eukaryota, Metazoa, Arthropoda, Insecta, Lepidoptera, Nymphalidae. The coding region runs from base 4365 to 5231 and encodes 288 amino acids. The record is from RefSeq and is a predicted model, not a curated record.